This is a messenger RNA of Ipomoea triloba (trilobed morning glory), 3194 nucleotides long. Its product is annotated as protein DEFECTIVE IN EXINE FORMATION 1. The record is from RefSeq and is a predicted model, not a curated record. The transcript is spliced from 13 exons. The coding region runs from base 249 to 2834 and encodes 861 amino acids. Gene Ontology annotation, molecular function: protein binding. Lineage: Eukaryota; Viridiplantae; Streptophyta; Magnoliopsida; Solanales; Convolvulaceae.
GGGGCCAUAAAAAAUAAAGACAUUCUUCUGUAACACCAAAUUCAGCUGCUUGGAGCUCGUUUCAGUCUUCGCAAGUUCCGUCGUUCGCAGAUCCCCGAUACGAAACCCCAUAGGCCACAGGGCUUAAUGUUUACAGUCUCUUAUAAACCUUAGGCCUAGGGCAUUGAUUUCCAAUCCGCCAUUUCGUAAUUUCGUCUUUUUAAAUUUCAGUAUCUGAAGUUUGAGCAAUUUCAAUUCCAUCGAUCUUAAUGAAAGGUAGGGUUUUUCUUCUCCUUUUUCUCCUUUUAUCUUCGGAUUUUCGUUUUUCGCAUUCGGAGGAAACGAAAAACAAGUUUCGAGAGCGGGAGGCUAAUGAUGAUUCCCUCGGCUAUCCCAAUAUAGACGAGGAUGAAUUGUUGAAUACACAAUGCCCUCAGCAUUUGGAGCUAAGAUGGCAGACGGAAGUUAGUUCUAGCAUAUAUGCUUCGCCGCUGGUUGCUGAUAUAAACAGUGAUGGGAAGCUUGAAGUGGUAGUUCCUUCUUUUGUUCAUUACUUGGAAGUUCUUGAAGGUUCUGAUGGAGAUAAAGUCCCAGGAUGGCCAGCUUUCCAUCAAUCAACUGUACAUUCUAGCCCUUUCCAGUAUGACAUUGACAAGGAUGGUGUACGAGAGAUAGGCUUGGCCACAUACAAUGGUGAGGUUCUCUUUUUCAGGGUCUCUGGCUACAUGAUGUCUGAUAAAUUAGUGAUUCCGCGGCUAAGAGUUAAACAGAAUUGGUAUGUGGGUUUAAAUCCGGACCCUGUAGAUCGCUCUCAUCCAGAUGUUCAUGAUGACCAGCUCAUCCAGGAGGCCCUCAUUGAGUCACUAGCCCGACAAAACAUAAGCGUGACUCAUGGUGCAAACAGUUCUCACACCACUACAGAAGUUCAUCCUGAGGUGAAUUUUACACCCAAAGAAGCUCACCAUGAAAAUGUGUCUACACAUAAUGAAGCUCAUCUUGGCAAUGACUCAAUUUCUUUGCCAACUGGAGUUUCCAAUGACACAUUGAAUGCAGAGAAAGUGGAAAACCAAAGCGAGAGAAGAGAUAAUCAAACAGAUACUGAAACUAAUUUGUCAAGGAACAUUACCAAUGCUGUCCCAGGUUCUUCAAAUGAGACAAUUACCAAUGUUGGGAAGGCUGACAAUAGGAGAAGGCUUCUUGAAGAAAAGGCAGGUGACCAGGGUGUUCAUGCUGCAACUGUGGAAAAUGAAGGUGGUCUGGACACAGAUGCUGAUUCAUCAUUUGAAUUAUUCCGGGAUAAUGAUGAACUGGCUGAUGAGUAUAAUUAUGAUUAUGAUGAUUAUGUUGAUGAGAACAUGUGGGGAGAUGAGGAGUGGACAGAAGAAGAACAUGAAAAAAUGGAAAAUUAUGUGAAUGUCGAUGCACAUGUUUUGUGUACUCCUGUUAUAGCAGACAUUGAUAAGGAUGGCGUGUCAGAACUGGUUGUUGCAGUGUCAUACUUCUUUGACCACGAAUAUUAUGACAAUCCUGAACAUUUGAAGGAACUUGGAGGUAUCGAAAUUGGAAAGUAUGUUGCUGGUGGCAUUGUUGUUUUCAAUCUGGAUACUAAGCAGGUUAAAUGGAGUACACAGCUGGAUCUGAGUACUGAUACUGGAAACUUCCGUGCCUACAUAUACUCUUCCCCUACAGUAGUUGAUUUGGAUGGUGAUGGAAAUCUGGAUAUCCUGGUUGGAACUUCCUACGGCUUGUUUUAUGUCUUGGAUCACAAGGGCAAAGUGAGGGAGAAUUUUCCUCUUGAAAUGGCUGAAAUCCAAGGGUCAGUAGUUGCUGCUGAUAUCAAUGAUGAUGGCAAGAUUGAGCUAGUGACAACUGAUACACAUGGAAAUGUAGCUGCAUGGACUGCACAAGGCAAAGAAAUAUGGGAAAGGCAUCUCAAGAGCCUCAUUCCCCAGGGUCCCACAAUAGGUGAUGUGGACGGAGAUGGAAACACAGAUGUUGUUGUUCCAACACUUUCAGGCAAUAUAUAUGUCUUGAGUGGCAAGGAUGGGUCAAUUGUGCGGCCUUAUCCCUAUAGAACUCAUGGUAGGGUGAUGAGUCAAGUUCUUCUAGUCGACUUGAGCAAGAGAGGAGAGAAGAAGAAGGGACUUACAAUUGUUACUACAUCAUUUGAUGGAUAUUUGUAUCUAAUAGAUGGGCAAACAUCAUGUGCUGAUGUUGUGGAUAUUGGAGAAACUUCAUACAGCAUGGUCCUGGCAGAUAAUGUCGACGGAGGAGAUGACCUUGAUCUCAUUGUGACAACAAUGAAUGGAAAUGUCUUCUGCUUCUCAACUCCUUCUCCACAUCAUCCCCUCAAAGCUUGGAGAUCACCUAACCAGGGUAGAAACAAUGCUGCAUACCGUUAUAAUCGUGAAGGUAUAUAUGUUACUCCAUCAUCCAGAGCCUUCCGUGAUGAAGAAGGCAAGAACUUCUGGGUUGAAAUAGAGAUUGUAGAUAAACACAGAGUUCCAUCUGGGUCUCAAGCUCCAUAUAAUGUCACGGUAAACUUGUUGGUUCCUGGAAAUUAUCAAGGGGAGAGGACAAUAAAGCACAACCAGAUAAUUGAGACUCCUGGGAAACACCGGAUUAAGCUUCCAACAGUGGGGGUCAGGACUGGUGGGACAGUAGUGGUGGAGAUGGUUGACAAGAAUGGACUCUAUUUCUCAGAUGACUUCUCCAUCACAUUCCAUAUGUAUUAUUACAAACUCUUGAAAUGGCUUCUUGUACUUCCGAUGCUUGGGAUGUUCGCAGUGCUAGUCAUUCUUCGUCCACAGGAAGCAAUGCCAUUGCCAUCAUUUUCACGAAACACUGAUUUGUGAUGUGUUCAUAAGAAAGUUGACAAAGUUGCAAUAGUAGAUAACAGAAAGUGAAGCAGUGAGUCCCUGACAGAGACGUCGAGCCGAGAUCCUUGUAGCAACACCAGUUUAAAAUUGAACCUUAGAGAAAAUGUCAUGGAUGUUUUGGGAGGGAUACUAAACCGUGACAAUCCCUACUACAGAGGGACAUGUUAGCUUGAACAAACCCUGUAACUGAGUUUUGAUUACAGUAAGGCCAAACAUGUAACAUUAUGAGAUGUCAAAAGUCUCCAAUGUGAAUGUCACCGUUUGAUAAAAUUAUUUUUAAGGCCACUGAGAUAUAUACAGAGACACCUGAAUUUUGGUUGCCACAAUUUAUUUUCG